AUGUAUGAUGAUUUACAAAAUGCCACUGUUAGUAGUUUGAUGAACCAGGAAGAGGAUGAUUGGGAUGGUGAGAUUUUGAGAAACUUAUUUUCUGAGAGAGAGAGACAAUUAGUUAUGCAAGUCUCUAUCUCGUUUUCAAAAGGGAUGGAUGCUCUUUAUUGGGACGGGGAGGGUAAUGGGUGCUAUUCAGUUAAGAGUGCAUAUAGGUUGUUGAGUGGGAAGAUGUUGGGAGAAUAUGAUAAUAGGUGGGCUGUUGUGUGGAACCUUACUGUUCCACCAAAGUUUUCUGCUCAUAUUUUCCUUAAAUGUGAGUUUACUAAGUGGGUGUGGGGUGCGUAUGGCUGGUGUUGGGAUUCGGGUGGGGUGGAUGGUUUUGGGGGUUGGUUAAAUGAGUGUGUUCAGAAGCUAAGUGUGAGGGAGUUGUGUCAUUUUGUGGUUAUUUGCUGGGGUGUAUGGGAGGCUAGAAACAAGAAGGUUUGGGAAGGGGUGCUAAGUAAUCCUAGACAUGUGGCGCGUUCGUCCCUUGCUUACCUCCGUGACUGGGUAGCAACUAGGUGUCCGAGUUUCGGGGAGCACUGGAGAGAAAACGAAAUGGUGGAACAGUGGCAUGCCUCGAAGCCUAGUAUGCUAAAAAUGAAUGUAGACGUGGCUGUGUAUGUGGAUUCGAACAAGAUGGGGAUGGGCUGGGUUUUACGGGAUGAGGGAGGCAGGUUGGUGGGGGGAGAGAGGGAGCGUGUUCCCCGCGGGAGACUGAUGCUUUGGCUGUUUGAGAAGCGCUGA
Molecule: messenger RNA, 780 nt
Organism: Ipomoea triloba (trilobed morning glory)
Lineage: Eukaryota; Viridiplantae; Streptophyta; Magnoliopsida; Solanales; Convolvulaceae
Exons: 2
Coding region: 1-780 (259 amino acids)
Source: RefSeq, a predicted model, not a curated record